CCCCCCAAGCCUCUUUUCUUUCUUCAUCUCCUUCUCGUCCGUAAUUGCGGCCGUGGCCGAUCUUCGCCGGGAACAAGCCAUUGCAGAGAGAUGAAGGGAGCGAGAGUCUUCAUCCCCCACGACAUUAUCUUCAAUAUUUUAGAACGGUUGCCGGCUAAAUCCAUACUCAGGUUUAGAGGCGUCUGCAAGUCCUGGUCUUCGCUCAUCUCCGACCCAUACUUCCUCCUCUGUCAUGCUCAUCGAGCCAAGCCAUCGGUCCUCCUCACCAGAUACACCCAACCUUCACUUGGUCUCCAACUCCAACCAGUCCGCUGCACGAACACCCAAACAACUACUUUCGAAGUUCGUUGUCCCUGCCUUUCUUUGCUAGCUUCCUGCGAUGGAUUGCUGUGCUUCCAAGGGAUUCCCUUCGGCACUCGGAGACAUUACUCUCCCGGCUAUUACUACGUCUGCAAUCCCCUCACAGAUGAGUGGAUCACUCUCCCAGAAGCCUGGUGCAAUAAUGGAUUUCUUUGUGCUUUCUACCACCAUUCGUCCAUGAACGAGUACAGGUUGCUACGUAACUCUCCCUAUGGGUAUGAGAUUCUUACCAUCGGAGCCAAGGAAUGGAGACGGAUUACAUGCUUAUUUGAUGCUAAUCCUUCGCCUAUGCUCGAAUUCUAUGUCCUUCAUGGUCCUCCAAGUUUGGAUAAGCCUCCAAUAUCGGUGCAUGGGAAGCUUCACUAUCUACCAACCAUCGGAACUCCAUUGAUUUGGCUGAUCAUAGUGUUUGACAUCGACUCCGAGAAAUUUGGACUGAUGUCGUUGCCCGAAUCUUGUCGUACAAAAGAAUGGACGAUCCACGAGUCUCGUCUGAUUGAGCUGGAAGGGAAGCUUGGCGUAUCCACCAUCGCACCAGAUGCAAUGCUGGAUAUAUGGAUGCUUGAAGACUAUGAGAAACAGGUCUGGGUCAAGAGGUACAGGGUUCAAACAACGCCAAGGAGAGAACAAAUAACAUGGUUUAAACCCUUGGUUGUCCAUGACGACGGCAAGGCCUUGGUGGAUUGGCGUGGAGAUUUGGUUCUCUAUGAUUUCAAACAUCAUACAUGCAGGAAAAUUAUCAUCGAGGAUGGCUUCCGGAUGACGAAUUUGCUCUACAAGGAGAGUCUCAUCCGGCAUGAGUUCUUCGAGACAGGAUACCAGACUGGAUUUAUUAUAAAUCUCGUGAGUUCUUUCUACUUGCAGCAGCAAACUUCCAGGUAAUCUUCUUGCCAAACACCCCACGUUGGAAAGACUCUCUGCAGGGGAUGAAGAUGGUGGUAUGGGAACUAAGAUGCAACAGAUCCUGAUGUUAUAUAAUGAAACAGACUUUGUUUUCUACAUGGUUUUUGUUUGGUGAUACAAGUCCAAUUGGACAUAAUUAGAACAUAAUUGUUAGUAGGUAUUUAUACACAUUGAUUAAACUACAUGGAUUUGUAAUUAGAACAUAAUUGUUAGUAGGUAUUUAUACACAUUGAUUAAACUACAUAUGGAUUUGUAAUUAGAACAUAA
This is a messenger RNA of Elaeis guineensis (African oil palm), 1530 nucleotides long. Its product is annotated as F-box protein At5g49610-like. The record is from RefSeq and is a predicted model, not a curated record. NCBI's taxonomy places the organism in Eukaryota, Viridiplantae, Streptophyta, Magnoliopsida, Arecales, Arecaceae. Gene Ontology annotation, molecular function: protein binding.